GACGAGGACGAGGACGAGGACGAGGACGACGACAACGACGUCGACGACGACGACGACGACGACGAAGACGAGGACGAGGACGAGGACGGAGGACGGUCGGUGGCGUGGGGGGUGGACAUCCACGCGGGAACUCGAGGCAGGCGCACCCGGCCGGCACGCACACACAUUCAUUCUAAGAUGUGAUUUCAAAAAUGGCGGAUUGCCCCUAUGCCCGUUGCAUACAGGAACGCAGACACAUCCGACGGGAGCUGCUGCGAUGGACAAAGAAUAUGGUCUUCGUAGUCGUUGCGGUGGUGUCGCAGGUCUGGAACGGGUAGCGGAGGAGUUGAUGGGCCGUAGGAGAUGGAAGCAAUAUCAGGACACCCUGUACAGCGGUACUCGCAGCAGCGAAUCAUUGACGGCACAGGCCCACCACCGGCUAUACCCGGCGUUCUCGUCGUCCUGCGACCCGGUGCCCGGGAACCUGGAACAGAUUGGGUCGCGCCCGCUUCAUCCACCCGCUUCGUCCACCUCAUUGCCCGCAACGAUAACGACGACGACGACGACGACGACUACGACGACGGCGACAGCGGCGGCAACGGCCACGACCACGGCCACGGGCCUGAUCAAGCAGGAGACGCUCCAGAGGCACCAUCACCUGCAGAAUCACCAUCACCAUCUCCAAUCCACCGCCGUGCAAGACCACCACCGUCCCUAUCAACAACAGCAGCAGCAGCAACAGAGGCAGCAACAGAGGCAGGAGGAACGUCGCCUGAGGCCGGACGAGAUCAAAGUCGAGGUCGGCGAGGACGAGUUCGCGAACGGCGGCGCGGCAAGGGACGAGUCGAAGGCCGGGUCGACCGACGCCUCGACGCCGGCCACGGUUACCACGACGGGUGCCACCACGACUUUGCCCGCGGCGAGCGCGACGGGCACAGGGCCCGCGGCGCCGAGCGCCGUCGUCGCGGCCAGCGUCAUCGCGACGUCGAACGCAACGGCGGCGAUGACCACGGGGACCACGACGAUCCCGACCAGGCGGCUGAGGAAACGCCGUCAGAACGACGGGGAGGGGGCCGACGACAGGGACGACGACGAGGAGAACGAGGAGGAGGAGGAUGGGAGGGGGCAGAGCGAGGCGGAGAAACGGUUGAAACUCGACGAAGACGCCGACGGGGCCGUCAGUCCUCUGAGGAGGGAGAAGGAUCGGGGAUCUCGGGAGUAUCCGACUUCCAACGCCACCGAUACGGAUGGGACCAAGGAACGAACGGAAGAAGUCGCGUUGGAUCGGACACCGGUGACGCAAGGGUUGUUGAGAGUGAAGAAGGAGGAGGAGUUGCAAGAAGCGCCGAGUUGUGGAGGCGGCCCGACGAUAUUGACGACACCCGGUUUGGAUUCGGACGGGAUCAGGUUGCCGUGUCGGGAGGUUGAGGCGGCCGCUACCGCAAGGAACGUGGUAGCGCCGUUUCUGAUCGGGAGCCGACGCACCAGCCCGCCGCCCGAAGACUGGAAGCCGCUAGACAAGUGUUACUUUUGCCUGGACGGCAAGCUUCCCCACGAUGAUCAACCACCUCUCAGCCCGCAGAGCGACAGUAGCAGCAGCUCGCGAUCGGCCGAAUCACCGAUGUCGGUCCAGGUGGACCCGAUGGCGGCAUCCGUGGUCGCCGCGGCUCUCACCGGUACCUACCCCACCCUACUGCCUCAGUGGUGUCUACCACCAAGGGAGGCGCCUCUCGUUGGGGUGCAGCCUCAUCAGGACAGUGCAACGCCAGCCGACCAACCUCUCGACCUCUCGGCCAAACCCAAAAAUUCUCAGGAUAACAACAUAUCUCUAUUGGAACAACAGAAAAUACCUCUGAGGAUGACAGCAGGUAUCGAUCCCAAGAGUAUCUUUAAUUCCGGUUAUCGGCCGAAACCACGCAUGAGCGGGCCGGUGGCGGCCGUGGCGGCGGCGGCCGUGGCGGCGGCGGGGGUCGGUGGUGUCCCCGUGGUGGGUGCCGGGGGUGGCCGGAGGGCCUACACCGAGGAGGAGCUGCAAGCCGCGCUCAGGGAUAUCCAGAGUGGCAAGCUCGGCACGCGGAGGGCUGCCGUGAUCUACGGGAUACCGCGCAGCACCCUGCGCAACAAGGUCUACAAGCUUGCGAUGGAGCGCGAAAGGGACGCGUCCCUGUCUAGCACCCACUCACACCCUCACGAGCCCGGCGCCCCAGCCACCACCAUCACCACCAUCACCACCACCACCACCACCACUACUACUACUACUACAACUACAACACCAAAUACGACCCAAAACGCCUCCGCGACCACUCCGCCCCCGCAAGUGGAUGAGGUGGACGACAAAGAACUGUCGGGAGCGGAAGAGGAGAAAGAAGUGGAGAAGGCUCUGUUGAAGCCGCUGUUGUCCUUGGAGGAUCUCGUCAGGUUUUCCACGCUCGAGGGGAGCGGUGGCGAUUCCCUGAGAACGUUGUUGCAACGGGGGCAGGAGACGGGGGCCGAGUGGCCGGGGCUCGAACACGCCAACAUCGGCCCCUACAUACAAAAGAUGAUCGCGGCAGCUGCGCCGUUCAAAGGCAUGGAGACGCAAGAUUAUCGCAUUCCAGAGGUGAUGAGAAGGCUGAUGAGCGAGGACAAGAGGCUAAGCAAGAGCGUGAACGGGGACCAGUCGCAGCCGCCGCAUCAGCAGCUGCAUCAUCACCAGUCGACGCAUCCCCAGGCCCAGGCGCAGGCGCAGCCGCAGCAGCAGCAGCAACAGCAGCAGCAACAGCAGCCGCAGCAGCAGCAGCAGCAACAACAGCAGCAGCAGCAGAGGGGCCCGAUGACGAACGACGACUUCAACCCGAACAUCGAGGAGGAGGCGAGCGACAGCGCGCAAGGGAGAGCGAUCCUCAAGAUUCCGUCCUACAAGCCGGCGAGCACGCCCGGGUGCUCGAGCAAGAACGGCGAGCCGACGUCGGCCGCGUUCGCGCAGGGGUUCGCGACCGCGGCCUCGAGCCCCGGCCUCCUGGAGCGGGCGAGUCCAGCGUUCUCGGGCACGAGCAGCCCGACCAACUCGUUGGUGGGGAAGACGGUGGCCGUGAACUUUCGCGACGUGAUCGCGAAGAGCAUCAGCGUGAAGUUCCAAGAGGGGCAGACGGUGUCGGGCGGCGGGAUGGGCGGGUGCCAGCCGGGCGGGGUGGUGCAGUCGCAGCAGCCGAUCAUGACGGACCCGAGCCCGUUCAAGAGGGGCAGAUACACGCCGCCGCAGCCGGCGAACGCGCAGCAGGGCCAGGCCCAGGCCCAGGCGAAGCCGCAGAGCCAGGAGGCGAACAAACCGAAGCCGGCCACGGGCGGCAAAGGAACCAGGCCGAAGCGGGGCAAGUACAGGAACUACGACAGGGACAGCCUGGUCGAGGCUGUGCGCGCUGUUCAAAGGGGCGAGAUGAGCGUGCAUCGCGCGGGCAGCUAUUACGGGGUGCCGCACUCCACCCUCGAGUACAAAGUCAAGGAACGGCAUCUGAUGAGGCCGAGGAAGAGGGACCAGAAGCAAUCGGACGAUAAGACGAAGGAGACGUCUACCGUGACAGCGGCGGCAGCCGCGACCAACAUACGGCCGGGUACGGCGGACAAGAAGCCGCAGUUGAAGCCGCAGAAACCUUUCACGUCGCCGGGCGGUAUACCGGGCCCCAACGGGAUCAAGAUGCCAUCGUUCAUGGAGGGGAUGCCUCAUUUACCUUUCACGCCGUUCAACUUUUGGAAUCCGCCGCCGUUCAUGCCGUCGCCGUUCAUGGCGGGGGCGCCCAACGUGCCCACCAUCCUGCCCGAACAAUACUUCGCCACGAGCAGGAUCCGGGGGUUGCAGGAGCAGCAGAGGAACGCGGCCAUGGUGCAGCAGCAGCAGCAGCAGCAGCAGCAACAGCAGCAGCAACAGCAGCAGCAGCAGCAGCAUCAAGCGAGGGAGAGGGAGGGGGUCGGCGCGGGGAUCGCGGAGACCUCGGCCGGAACGUCGAACUCCCGCGGCGCGGCGCAGAUGAGCAAAGUGCCGCGGGAUGUCUCGGAGGGUAUCUACGACGGGUCGGGGGCGAACGGCAGUUUCUUGGACAAUUUGAUCAGGUCGAGCCUCGAGACGGGUAUUCCAAGGGACCAGAGGGCGAUGACCGAGGCGAGGAACCAGCAACAGCAAGCCAGCUCGCAGCAACAAAUCCCCGAGUCGAUGAGGAGCAAAGCGUUGAUCGACCAACUGUGCCGAAACUCGAGGAGGACGCCUGUGCCGAGGUUGGCGCAGGACAGCAGCGAGGACGAGAGCUACAGGGGGCCGUCGGCGAGCGGGGGCAGGCCGGUGCCCGAGAGGCCCGAGCGGGUGCCCACCGUCGACCUCAGCCCGUCACCGUCCGACAGGGGUCGAAACGACGACGGCAGCGAUCGACUCACCUCCCCGCCCACGCCCCUCUCCAUCUCCAGAGCCGGGAGCAGAGACGAGGACAGCACCCGCGACUCGACCAAGCUCGAUCGUAGCAGCAGGGAACGCGAGGUCCAUAACGGUGGACAACAGGAGGAUCGAGAUAGGAAAACCCUGACCUCGGCCCCUCAACAACCGCAACAACAACAACAGCAACAGCAACAACAGCAGCAGCAGCAACAACUGAACCAUUACCCGGACUUACACAAUCUCUACGCCGUACCAACUGACAAAAAAAGUGCCUGUGAUAGUAAGCUUAUAGUAGAUCAUUCGAGCCAGAAGACUCAACAACAGCAGCCGCAACAGCAGCAGCAACAACAACAACAACAGCAACAACAAUCGCAACAGCCACAGCAGCAACAACCACAACCACAACCACAGCAACAGCAACAACAACAACAGCAGCAACAACAACCACAGCAGCAACAGAAGGAGUACGGUGCAGUGAGCGGACUGGUCGUGCAACUGCAACGGGGCUACAAUAGCGGGAACAACAGGUCCGGUGAGCAGGCGAACAGCCAACAACAGCAGCAACAACAAUCGGGGGAGCCUGUAAUCGGUAUGGAAGACUCCGUGGAGCAGUAGGAAACGAAAAGUCGGUAUCGUUGACCAUAAGUACAUAAGUAUAAAAGUUACGAUAUAUGAUAAAUACGGCGAAAUACGAUCCGUGCGCGGCGAUAUACGACACACGGUGGACGCGUGGACGGGAUUUGAUUCCGCGCCCCAACGAUUCCGCGGGUAUUCGGCGUACACCGCGUCGCCACGGUCCGGAGGAUUCUCGGCCUCCGCUUUCCCUUUCUCCCUCGGCCUCGCGCUUGGCAGCGUUGCCGCCGCCCCCCCCCCCUCCCUCCUCCUCUCGGUGUCUCGAUCGGGAGAAGCGGCGGCCGGAAAUCGUGCACUCGUCACUUUGUCGCGCCUCGGCUAUGAAAGCGAGCGCGCGGCCGACCACCGUUUCGACCGAGGAGAAGGCCCCGGAGGUGAAAGCCGAGCACCUCUCCGCCCCUCCGUAGCUGAUGCGCGUGGUGCGUGUGCGCGUGGUGAUGCGCGUGCACAGGAUGACGUUGCAAACGUUUCGAACGCCACGCUUCUUACGUCACCCAACAGCCCCCUGACCCUGCCCUUUCCACCCGGAAGUCACCCGGAAGUCGGGAACCGCCCGCGUCCAGGUCCCGUAUUGUAUGGGAGGUUAAAGGAAACGGAGGGAGAAAAGGGGGGCAGAGAAGAAGAAGGAGGAGAAGAAGAAGAAGAAGAAGAAGAAACGAGUAAGUGCAGUAAGCAAGAAAAAUACCCCGACCAUCCGCGAACCCAUUGCGAUUCCAUCGGUUUUACACGAGUAUCCGGCCUCCUCGAUCUCCUGUCCAGCUGACGGUAGGUCGUACCGGAACUGUUUUUUCGACUCUAUGGCGAAUAUUUCGUGGAAAGGCGCAAAAAAAGGAGAAGAAAAGAAAAAAACGGAUAUAGCGACACGUACAAAUAUCAUUGUACGUGCAUACGACACACACACGUGUAUACAUACAUACGUACAUACAUAGACACAGGUACACACACACACACAAUUGAUCUCACACAAAUGGCCCCCAUAUUCACACACGCAGGCAGUAAUGAAAACGUAUACUCGUACGCUCGAUUAAUAAUUAUUGAACGCAAUUUUUUCGACACGUGCACACGGGACGACUGCUUUCCGACGCUCCGUCGUGUGAUCCACGUUAUAUCCGCGACAUCCUGGCGUGUCGGAGAACAAAAAAGAACGGGGGGAAAGUAGUUGUAGAACGGGCGGAGCGGUGGAGUUAAGACAGUCCACGACAGUUCCGUGAGAGGGGAAAAAGAAAAGAAGAAAAAAAGAGAGAGAGAGGAAAAAGAAGAAGAAAAAAAAGGAAAGGAGAUAAGCCGCGCGAUAAAAAAAAGAAAUUCUGUGAGGGUUGUUCAUCCGGCCGAGCAAAUCGCGCGCGAAUCGAACGAAUAAUAUGUCGAAACGAUGCGACGGACACGGGACUUCUUUCGAAAAAGAGAGAGAAAAAAAAAAGAAAAAAGUAACGGACGACGGUCGAGGUCGAGAACACGAACAAAUUAUUUAACAAAAUAAUGCCGACGCAACAACAAAAACAACAACAAAAACAAACAACAACAACGUAUUUUUUUCCUUUAUCGAUGUAAAACUACCUAAUGCAAAAAAAAAAAAACUUAUUACCUACUAACUAACAUUACUUAACUCGUAAGGAGCAACAUAAUUAUAUAAGGAAUGAUAUAUUAUAUAUACAUACAUAUAUAUAUAUAUAUAUAUAUACAUAUAUUUUUGGUCAUUAAACGAACGUAUGCGAAACGAGAACGAGCCAAGACUUUUGUUGGCGCGCGAUAUAGAUGACGUUUUUUCACAAGGCGACAAUAUUUCUCUAAUCUCGAUUAUUUCGAGGCUGGCGUUCGGUAGAAACGCGUUUUAUCCCCCUCAAUCCCCCACCCCCCCUCUCAAGCUUUUGGUCGCUCCAAAAAGAGGAAAAAAAGAGGAAAAAAAAGGGAUGAACGAUAAAGUUGAUCAGGAAGGUGUUGUGAUUAGGGCGAUCUUCAUCGACGAGGCGUCGUUUAGAAUCGAUUCGAUAGACGAGAUCUUGGAAAUUGAUUUCCAGUUUUCGGAAAGAAAGAAAGAAAAAAAGAAGGGGGGAGAGGAGAAUUUUCAUCGGCGAAAAUCGUUCUGUUACCGCGAGUUAUGGACCGAUCGAGGAAUCCACACACACACAUAUACACAUACACACACACAUACAUACACACGCAAAAAGAAAGAAAGGAAGAAAAUGAAAAAUACGCGUAGAUGUAUAUAUAAGGGAUAUUUGGAGGGAAAAGGAUCGCUUGUUCUUCGCUCGGUCGCUCUUUACCGAAGCGCGAAAAAAAGAAAGAAGGGGGGAAAAAAAAAAGAAAAGAGGGAAAGGAAAAAUUUUUUCUUACGCGCCCACGUUUUGAUACAAAUGCAAAUUUUCUAAUCGCGUAGAGGAAGAGAAGCAGCUGUAACGGCGGCGUUCGUAGAAUUUUUUCACUUGUAAAGAAGAAGAAAAAAAAGAAAAAGAAAAAGAGAAACAUCCCACUCUCGUUUUUCUUAGAAGGAUCGGUGCUCUUUCCCUUUUUCUUCCGGAUCGAAUCGAUCAGAUAAAGAAAAAAAGCUUGGUGAUUGGUCGAUUAGAGUUAGAAAUACGUAAAUCGGAAAGAAAAAAAAAAAAAAAGGGGAGAAGCAAACGUUUCGAUAGAGUCUUCUCUUCUCGUCUGAAUUUUUCCACGAAUUCUACGAGUUUCGCAUCGCGACUUUCGAAUGCGAAUUCUUUUCUCCACCGAUCCUUUCGAUUUUUUAGCAUCGAUCGUAAGAUGAAAUUUAGAGAUGAGAUUAGAGAUGGAAUUCGGGGACAAGCGUCGAAAUGAUCGACGCCACAUCACCGUCGCUUUUAGGAGACUAUCUAGAAAUUUCAAGAAAUCGAGUGUUUUUUUUUUUUUCUUUUUCGGGAAAUCAAACGAUUUUCUUAAAAUCGAUCGUUUCGACGACACAACGACGAAAGAGACGAACGAUGACGAGGAUGUUUAGCGAGAACGACACGAGAACGAAUUUAGGGAACGAGCGUUAUUUAGAGCGUUAAUUUGCAAGGAUCAGUCGCGUGGUAGGUUGGAAGUAGUAGGGAAGAGAAUCGUCGCGACUGUUUUUUUUUUUUUUUUUUUCGGCCGCGACGAGAGACACGACACGAGAAGAACGCCAGUCCCCUCCUCUUUUCGCUAAUUUUUUCACAGAAGUAAUCCACGAGCGUCGUGCGCGCGACUAGGUAUCGAGGUAUCUUCUCGUAUUUCAUAUUAGAAAUUCCGUUCGACAGGAGAACCUUGAACUAAUAUUAUAUAGAUAUUGAACAGUGUUGAGAAAGAAAAUGGAGGAAAGGAAAAGAUGAAGAAGAUGAAAAAAAAAAAAGAAAAAGUAGCGGUGAUUUCGUCGUUUCGCUAGUUGUAGUAGCCGAGCAGAACGUUUGGACCAAGACGAAAUCUUAGCCGAGAAAGCGGCGAAAAUUCGAAGUGAGUGAAAAACUCGUUUAGCGAAAAAAAAAAAAAAAAAAACACGAACACGCGUAGGGACGCGUAUACGCGAGGAUUAUUUAGUGUGACGCGUUCAGAAAAAACGCGUCGAUAUAUAAUGUGUAGAUCGCGGAUCGCCAUGAUUUUCCGUCUUUCUCGCGUGUCGAGGAAGGAGAUCAUUAUUCACAGAGUUCUGAUUCUAAAAGGACGAGGACAGAGGAAACGAAAGGAUAAAUUCACGCACUCAUCUCUCAUACGACUCUCUUUAAGUAAAGUAACGACUGAAAGACUCUAGGCUGUACAUAAAGUAUAAGGCAUGUAUGUUCGGUGUUUUCAAAGAAAAAAAAAAAAAAAGAAAAAAUGCAAAAAUUCCUUACUAACGCAAGCAAAAAAAAAAAAAGAUUAUUACCUUACGGAAUAAUAAUAAUAAUAAAAAAAAAAAUAAAGUAAAUCGUGUAAGCAAGGCUAUUCUCUCGGUGUUUUUUGGAAAAACUAAACUUAAAAACGAAAAUUUACUCCCGCGUCCCCCCCCCCUAAACUCUCCGCCCCCUAAACUUAAAGGCAGAUUAAAAAAAAAAAAAAAAUAAAGAACCGCGAAUCGAGGAGUAACUUUGAAGGGAAGAGGAAAGAAUAAAUAAAUAACGGGGAAAAAAAAAAGAAAAGAAAAGAACUAAGAGGGGUGAAACGCACCCACGCAAGAGAAGCGCGUCGGAAAAUAAAAUAGGAAAAAAAAAAAAAUAUUAAAAAAUCAAGUUAUCGAGUGUAAACGUUAAGGUCUCCUUAGGGUUAAAGAAACUGAAAAAGAAAAAACAAAAAAAUAUCAUAUUAUACCGAAGCUGAACAGCGGAAAAAAAAAAAAAACACAAGCGAAAAGCAAAGCACUAAUCAUGAUUGUGUGUAAACGUAAAAUUAAAAAAGACCCCACCCUCCCCCCCUCCUUCCUUCUAUCCUCCAACACCAACACACAACCCUUUUUAAUCACACAGCCAGCCGACUUUAUAUCCGCUUCGCGUCAAAAGUGUAAAUUGUUCGGUGUGAUCUUAAUCUACACGAUACCUCGAAAGGAACAAAAAAAAGAAAAAGAAAAAAAAGGAUACCCCCUUUUUUUUUUUUUCUUUUUUCUAAAAACAUUUGCCAAGCACUACACCAAAAAAAGAAAGGGAAGAACUAUCUCUCGACACACUCGUUUCCCAAUCUAUCCACCUACCCUUCUUUUCCUCGUUUCUCUUCCCCUUCGCCUUUAAGAUUCCCCCCCCCCUCUCUUUUCCUUCCUUCUCCUAUCCCCGAACUUUACCUCUGUCCCACCUGCUCCCUCCUAACCCUUACUUUAAUCGAAUCCUCUUCACCGUUUCCAACCCCCGUGCAAAAUCCAGUUCACUCUGGGACAAAAGAGUACUACUACUAUUACUAUUACUACUACAACUACAACUAAAACUAUUGCUACUCUCCCGAUAUAUUCCCUUUAUCGAAAGAUUUAUCGUUAGAUGUGAAAAAUGAAUAUUUAUCGUACGGAUGAUUGUAAAACGUGCGUAAAAAAUUAUGAUUGUCGUUAAAAUUAAAAUUUACGGUUAUUAAAAAAAAAGAAAGAAAGAAAGAAAGAAAGAAAGAAAGAAAGAGAAAAGAAAAAUAGUCGUAUACGUCGCGACGUAUAUAUUUUGCACACGCGUUCUCUUCACCCGAUCGGGAGCCGAUCCGCGUCGUCGUCGUCGUCGAUCCACUCGUUUUCCCGCGACUUUUCUUCUUCUUAUUUUCUUUUUUUUUUGCCGACGAAGGAAAGUCGAGACGAUCGUUUCGUUUACCGUCCGCGACGGAUUUCAUCGAUGAUUGCCUCGAUUCAAAACUCUUUCCCUCUUCCUCCCCCUUCCUUCCCAUCAUUCGAUUAUAAUUAUAUCCAUAAAAAUUAACGAAACUCGACGAACGAAUUUCUUCUCGUCCUUCCUUCCGAGGCGCAAUUUAAAGAGAAAAAAAUGAACGAAUCGAAAAAGAAAGUUUUUUUUCCUUUUUUUUUCUACUUUCGACGCACGAUAACGCACAACAACGCUCUCGCUGAUAAUCAAAAAAGAGAAAAGUAAUGGCGGGCGCGUCAUCCUGGAUACGGAAGAGGGUUCGAGAAAUGGGGGAAAUUUCUGGCUCGACGACGGCGGCUACGGCUCCUGCACAAAUUAGAUACCUCGCGCGAGAGGUGCGAGGAUCCUCGUUCGUGCGACGAUUGAAUCGCGACAAUUGGGACGAUCGGCGCUAACGGCGUAAUUAACGGGGGAUCCCCGUAUAAUGAUUUCCCGGUGACACAGUCGCGUCAACGUGUCUGCCACGGCGAUUUCGUUUUAACGAGACUGAAUGAAAUUCGUUUACGUGUCCUCGGGGAGCCCCAACAUUUUUCUCCCCGAGCAGCGAUAUUAUUGGUAAUGAUAGAAACGCCGUUUUUUCUAGGAAAAAGAAAAAAAAGGAAAAAAAAAAAACAAAAGAAAAAAAGAAAGAAGGGAAGGAAGGGAGGAAAAGAUCGUUAUCUAUUUUUGCGGACGAUUAGCGCCGGUGUGUAAAAGUAAUUGGACAACGUUGUUCUGUGAUCUUUUGAAAACAUCGUCGGACAAAUUUUUUUCUUUUGUCCGUUUCUCGAGUAGAGAAGUUUUUUCUAGAAAAACUUUCGGAAAACUUUCGUUUUUUCUAAAUGAUGAGGAUAGGGCGGAUAACGAGGUCGCAUAGAUUAGGGCAGAUAUCGUUGCCAACGCGGCUGUAGAAAAGGCGUCGAAUUAUUUUAUUCGUUUAUUUUCCUUUCUUUUUUUUUUUUUUUUUUUUUUUUCUCUUCGAGGAAGACGGCGGGAUAAAAGAGCGUGUCGAAAUAUAAUAUAAGGAAAAUGGAAUAUCGCUUAGAUAUUUUGCUUUCGCGUUUGAAUUUGCAGAUUAGAAGAAUUGAAAAGGGAUCAAAUUCGUCGAAGUGUUUAAUUAAUCUCGGAAAGAGCGAAUAAUAAUUUCGCGCGCUCGUAGAUUUCCGGUCGUCUCACUCCACCACGUCGCGUACGAUACGCUGAAACGAAUCCGGCGGAGAGACGGCGGAUUUAUUGGUCGAGGAAGGGAAGGGAGAAGAAAAAAGAAAAAGAAAAAGAAAAAAAAAAGGGAAAAAGAAAAAAACGGGGGAAGAAAAAGAAAUCUUUAAGAAUUAAAAGAAGAUAUAUUAUAUUAAAAUAUCUGUGAUGUAAAAAGUAACAAAAUUUUGAUGUAUAUUUUUCACAAAUUAUUGUAACCAGCUAGUGUAUAUGUGUAAGAUUACGGAUAUAAAAAAAAAAGAAGAAAAGAAAAAGCAAAAAAAAAAAAAAAAAAAGAAGAAAGAAACAAAUACUAUUAUGUAUAAUUUACGGUGUGUGGAGACAAAAUGACGGAGGAUAAGAGAGAGAGAGCGGAUUGGAAACAAGCCAACGGAACAAAACAGAAGAAGGAGAAAAAAAAGAGGAAAAAAAAAACAAAACCGGGAAGGAAAGGGAAACCGAAACAAAAUAUUGGAGGGAGAAGCGGAGAUCGCGGAGAUUAUAUACGUUAUAUCCACACCGGUGGUCAGACGGGACCAAGAUGGCGGGCAUUGCUCGGAAAGUCGGGUCCAAAGAUUCUCGUUUUUUCAAAGCUUUUCGCGCCAUUUCGUUUUAUUAAGGCUCGCGAUAUUUCACUUUGUUACUUUGUUAUUCUGGGGAACGGAACAUUCGACCAUCGAAUCCUUCUCAUUCAGUAUUGGAAACACGCGUGGAGAAAGGGCGGGAAAGAUGAGAAGGGGAAUGAAUUUUUCGCAACGUAUAAAUUCUUCAUCGUUGAAAAUUCAAAUUCAAAUUUUUAUAAAAUCGUUUCCUUCGUUCAUUGAUACGUCUGUCUCGUAAAAAAGAAAAAAAAGAAAGAAAAGAGAAGAAAAGAAAAGAAAAGAAAAAAAUCGGAUGCUUCUCCACCAAAAACUGGAAGAUUUGGUCCGAUUGGCCCUGAAACGGCUCAAUGUCAGCUACCUCACAGAAUAUCGUCACGUUUGGUAUGAUUUUGCGCAGGGGAUGUUCGCGUGUUUCCGAAGGGAAAUUGGAUGGCUGCCCAAUCAAUCUCGAUACGUUUCUUUAUCAACACGAUCGUUCCUUUUUUAAAAAUUAUAUAUAUACGUAUAUCUAUCCGUGGAUCAAAAUGCGAAGAGAAAAAAAAAAAGAAUUUCAAAUUUCGCCUCGACGAUAAAUUAAACUAAAAGAACGGAAUUUUGAACGGAACAAUCGAUCGAUCAUUGGCCAAUCAGUUUCCUCGAAACGGUAAACGCGCGAACUUCAUUGGAGUGGGGUCGUGUGUAGAAAUGGUCUAAACAGUUCCAAAUUGUGCCUAAGUUUCGACGUUACGUUUUUACGACUCGCAACAGAACGAACGACGAAUGUAAUAACCGUAGCAACAAACUGAAGUUUUUUAGUUCGAUGGUGGGGUUGUUCCAAAAGUAAUGGUAAAAAAAAAAAAAAAGACAGGAGGCAGUGAACGGGAUAGAGGCAAAAAAAAAAAGAGAGAAAGGAAAGAGAAAUGAAAAAAAAAAAAAAAGAAAGAAGAAGCGAUGGACGACUUUUAAGCUAAAUUUAAACAAAAAAAAAAAAGUAUAUUACCUCCGUAUAUACGUUCCAGGGCCGUCCGGCCGCCAUCUUGCGUUCAUUUUUACGUUCCGUUUUGUCGAAUAAGUGCAAUUAGGUACACUGACAUCAGACACGAACAACACAGACACUUCUACUCUUCGACACGCGCAUUCACACGCUACACAUACUUACACACACGCAUGAAAAAACAGACGUCGAAGAAAAAAAUGAUGAAAACGAACUGUUACGCGCUAGGUUACCGUGUUUUUAAAUUCUAUUUUCAAUUCACGCAUUCUCGAAUGUUAGGAUUUUCGUGAUCAACGAAGAGCUGGCCUGUCGUUCACAUAAGGAUGAUGAUACACGUACACACAAAGACGUACACACACGCGAACACAGGAUAUACACACAUCGACACAUACACUGCAAAUAGCAGCCGACGUCGAUUCGACGACAAAGUAUGAUAUACGCCACUUUCAGUAUCUUCGAACGUUCGUGCUUUUCUUCGUCAAUCAUCAUCUGGCUUUUCCAGCUAGUAGAUUUUUCGUACACGUGACACGGUUUUUUCGUGAAAGAGAAAUUUAACGUAAUCGCUCGUAUUUCGGAUCAACGGGCGUUCAUUUGUCCCGCCGCGGUUUCGCCCGAAACCGCGAAAGAAAAGAGAAACGAAGGAAGUGGCACGCGUCCGAUCGAGGAUCGGAAAGGGGCGGAGAAAGAAAGAGGGUAGAAGAAGAAAUUACCGCCUGAACCAACGUAUAGAAACCGAGAUGGUACGGUCCGUCAACGGUCGAAAACUUGGUACCUUUCUAAUUGGCUUUAAUGAUAAGCUCGUUGAUAAUUCGUAGGCUCUAGUCAUGCAAUGACUCUAAAAAAAGAAAAAAAAAGAAAAAAAAAAAAGAAGAAGAAGAAGAAAAGACGAGAAGUCGUCCCCCUCCCCCCGAGAAGCGAUUAGCGGGCGAUCUUCAUCGUGAAUUCGUAUACGUUAAAAAAAAGCUGACGACGCGACGCGACAAGAAAGAAGAAAAACUUUUUACCGAUUUGUGUUCAAUGGGCGAACAAGUCGACAAGGCGUCGAUUCGACGUCCGGCUCUGUACACCGAUAUAUAAUUAUAUAUAUAGAAUCUUCUAACGCGUACGCGCGUUGAGCCGCGCGCAUGCGCGAUCGUGCGCGCGACCCACGCGCAAGGGAAGGAAUCUAAAUAGAUAGGUAGAUAGAUAUACGAGAAAAAAAGAAGAAGAAGAAGACGAAGAAGAAGAAGAAGAAGAAGAAAAAGAAAAGAAAGAGAAAGAAAAAGAAAAGGGAAGAAAAAAAUCGGAAUCGAUUUGAAAGCGCGAGAAUGAGGAAAGAAUGAGGGAAAGCCAGUGCUCCGACCACGCCUCCGACAACAGUCCGAAUCGCGGAUUCUCCUCGUAUUGCGACUGACAGCGAUUUCUUUGCAGAGCUCUCUCGCGACAAUUGCGGAAACGAACGAGCUACGCGAAAUCAUCCGUUCUCGCUACCUAUUGGAGGAAGUUCUUUUUUUCAUUAUAUCGGGCGCGCGUUUCGUGUGCUCUUCGAUUCGGAAGACACCCGCGGAAAGACAGCUGCGAUCGGUCGGUACUCGGUCGGCAUAGACGCUCGUACCGGUUAUCGACACAUUUUGAUUAAACCUUUUGUCGAAUAUAGUUUUCGUGUAUAUCGUCGCGCGAAUCGGCGUUUCGAUCGAUCAAUCGGGAUAUUAAAUUAAAUCGGUUCGGUUGAUGAAAUUCAAUGUUUCGCAUCGGUGGAUCCAAAAAAUAAAGAAAGAGAGAAAGAGAAAGGAAGAAAAUAAAUAAAUAUAUAGAGCGAUGUAAAGAAAGACGCGCGAUCGCUGCUGCACAUAUAUAUAUCCGUAUAUCCGGGCGUCAACGGGUGAAAACGGGAGUUCGUGAAAUAAAUAUAAUUAUUCGUCCAUCAAAAGGUGAUGUAUUCUUUAAAGUACAAUUACUUCUUGUUCCAUAUAUACGAAUCGAAAUUACUUUCAUGUUCCUAUUUCGAAGUUUAAGAAGGGGAGCGAACUGAGUCGAAUCUUGUUUGCGGCUCGAGAGCGAUGCGUCCUCGUCGGUCGCGGAUCUCAUAUUUCCGCGAAGGUGGCGGGCCAGAUCGGAGGCGGUCGGUCACGACACUGACUAUGCCUAGAAAACUUUUUCGACUAGUAGGCGUUAGGGAAAACAAAACAAAAAUGGCGCCGGUACUACGUUACAGUUAGCACCGGUUAGUACUCGUAGUUUGGCGCUUUAGUUGUUUGUAUAUCGCGUUGUUUCGUUCCUUUUCGUUCUUUUUUUUUUUUUUUUUUUUUUUUUUUUUUUCUAAUAUCAUCAUCGUCACUGUGUAAGCCCGACCUCGCCGCGCAAAAAUUCCCCGCGUCGAGGCGGGGAAUCGGGGAAUUGGGCCCGGUUGAGGGAAUGGGACGAUUCGCCGCGCGAAACAAAGCCAAUCUUUUCAUUCGCCGUAUCAUGCAUCCGAGUAUAUAAUCGUAUAAUCGUAUCAUUGGGAAGAUUAGCGUGGCGCCAUAUGGCGGAACGAUUGGUUGAAAUCGGUUGAAAAUGACGAACGAAUCCGAACUUACGGUGGCUACAGCUACCUCGAUGUUUCAAUCAAUCAAACCUGUUUGUACCAAAAUUCACACACGCAGUGAAAUUCACACACACACACACACAGCACCGGAAAUUCAAAGUACGACCAACUACUAGUUACGGACCAAGUACGCUGAACUGCCGGUGAAUUAAUCAAAAGACACACGUCCGUCGAUGUUGCGGCGCGUUACGUAUACGAGAGACUUUUUCGAGAGACUGUGUUUCACCGUGUGUUCUCGUUCUUCUUUGCUUCAUUCCCGAAACAAGGAACCCCCGGGGCCACCCCCCCAAUCGUUCCCCUCCUUGGCGUGUAGAAGAACAACGCGUGUAGACGGACACGCGUCCCGCCGAAAUUCAACCGGCGAGGCCGGGCACGUUCCGAUGCGCUACAAAGUUUUUAAAAGUUUAAAAGAAAAAAAUUACGCGAGAGCGAAAGAGGUAAAUUAAGGACAAGAAGAAUUAAGCGAGAAAAAGAUAUAAAAACAAAAAAAAAAAAAAAAAAAAAAAGAGGAAAAACUAAGAGAAUCCAACCGGAUCUAAAUCCCCCUCCCCCACGCUCCGAUCCCUCCGCACCGAAAUCCACCAUUUUUUGGACAUGAUCGUCAUAUCCAUCCCCUCCCCACCUCCUCCUCCCCACCCUCUGGACAACCUAUGGCAAACGCAAUUUGAAAAAAAAAAAAAAAAUUCACCUUGCAUUUUCCGACCACACACGCACACUUCAGUGACACUCAGCUAAAACGAACACCAGAAGUUAAUAACAAAUAAUACACGCAGUCUGCUUUCUACAUACAGCUACAACAAUAUUGCAGCCUCCCGAUACCAGUCGUCUCCUUACAGUUUAAAGCGGGGUGCGUUCGUGACAGGCGCCAUUUCGGCCCCGAUUAUCUCGUCGAUCGCCUUCUUCCUUUUUCUUUUUUUUUUUUUCCUUUUUUUUUAUUCUAUCUCUCGAAAAUCAGCCUUGACGAUCUAUAUAUAUAUAUAUGUAACGGGGUUGCGAUCGAAAUCGCGAUUUUUACUCGCAUCGAGCGCAAUGGUGAAUAAAUACCGGGCCAGAAGAAAGGUGAUCGAUUCGAGAAGAGAGGGGAAGAGAGGUCGACACACGAACGAAGACGACACCGCGUUCAAUUGACUCGGGGCCGGUGGCGUCGCAAAACGUCCGAUCGUUUCCCUGCGCGUGCCUACGGGUUGCAUACUCACCCGGGCACUUGUGAACAAUGCAACCGGCAACACAUACAAGCAGCAACAAUAGACAUCUCUCUCUGUCUGAGCAGGGCACGUCGCGAUCGCUCCACGCGGCCUCUCGCCUGCGAUCGCCGUGCAUCCAAGUUAUAACCAAGCUACUAAAAAAAAAAAAAAAAAAAAAUCUAUACAUCUCAUAUUAUAUCCAACAGUGAUCAACGCAAACGCAGAUGCCACGAAGAGCAAUGCAAACAAAAAAAAAAUAAAAUAAAAUAAAAUAAAAUAAAAUAAAAUAAAAUAAAUAAUAAAUAAAUAAAAAUAAAAAUAAAAAUAAAAUAAGCAAGGAUCGCCCGGAGCCCGCAUCGUCGCGAUGCAAUCACGCGUCGGUUGAAUCGUUUUUCUCCGAUUCGGCUCGUCCCGUUUUCCACGAUCGCCGGAUUCGAGGAACGAUCGAUGCGCGUGGCUUUAGACGAUCGGGAUCGGGUGAAAGUCCCCCUUCAAAUCAAAACCCGCAGUCAGCACAGAAAUAUAAACGAUAAGUGCAGAGGAAACAAACUACUAUAGUAAACAAAAAAAAAAAAAAAGGUACAUAUUAUAUAUAUAUAUUAUAUAUAUAAAUAUAUAUAUAUAUAUUAUUAAUUAUUAUUAUUAAUUAUUAUUAAACAUACAUAAAAGAAAUAUUAUUAACAACACAAAGAAGUACUAUAUUACUACUAUUAUUAAUUAUUAUGAUUCUUAUUAUAAAUUUAAUGAAAAAAAACAAUGAUAACAUUCCAACCGUCAAUGUGCCACACGACUUUUUAUAUGCUCUUAAAGAAAAAAAAAAUAAAUAAAUAAAAUAAAAUAAAUAAAAAAAAAAAAUAAAAAAAAAUAAAUAAAAAAAAAAAUAAAAUAAAAAAUAUUAGAGGGAACGCGAGAUUUUGCGAUAAUCGUCGUUGGUGAUCAUCGGAAAAGCAGCGCGGAGGGAAAACGUUUUUUCGUAUUCGUUGACUGAGAACCGCGUGUAAAGCGAGGCUGUGAAGAAAGAUCGGGACCCCUUCUUCGAGCGUACCCCCUUCUCGAUUAAAAAAGAAACGGAUCGCUACUAGAUCAAAGAGAAAAUAAGGAAAGGUGCACACGAGGGGCGAGAACAAUUUGUCGCCAAUUUUCCCCUUAAAAAAACGAUUAAAUAAUAAUAAUAAUAAUCGAGUGCUCUCUACACGGUGAAGCUUCGAAGAACGGCGCAACAACGCGCCUUCGUCUCGUCGUUUCCCCAUUUUCAAAAGGAAAGAAAGGAAAAAAAAAAGAAAAAAAAAAAGAAAAGAAAAAGCAGAAAAAAAAAGAAAGAAAGAAAGAAAGAAUUAUCCUCGAGACGAAACGUCGACGCGAAAGCGAGCCGUCUUGCCGUCUAUUUCCGUAUAUUUCCUGGUCGACGACGGGAUCGAUCCUUAAAUAGGGCAUACUUAAUCGUUUCGACGAAUCCCCCCACCCCCCUCCCCCCGAUUACGACGAUUGUCGUCGUAUAACGAAGCGCUUGUUCCGCCUAGCUCUAUACUAUAUAUAUAUAUGUACAUAUAUAUGUAUAUAUAUAUGUAUAUAUACAUAUAUGUAUAUGUGUAUAUAUAUAUAUACACAUGCUAACAGACCAGACUCAUUGAUUUAAUUACGCGUAUUAAUUGCUGUUACGUUUGUUCAUUAUUAUUAUUAUUAUUAUUAUUAUUAUUAUUAUUAUUAUUAUCGAUAUUUUUAUUAACAUUGAUACAGUUACACGAUUAUUUUUUAUUACCGCUAUUUUUUAGUAAGUAGAGUAUAUACUCUCAGUAUAUUAUUAUUACUAUUAUUACUAUUAUUAUUAUUAUUAUUAUUAUUAUUAUUAUUAUUAUUAUUAUUAUUAUUAUUAUUAUUAGAUAUUAAUUAUUGAUACCGUUGUUAGAAGGCGUCUCUGUGAAUUCGACGGGCAUGGGUUCGCGAAUAACGAAUAACAGACACGCACGCGUACCAUCUAUGUGUUAUACCAUUAUCAUUAUAAAUAUUAUCUUCUAUUAUUAGUACAGUUUUAGAAUUUUACAUUGCAAGAAUAUUAGUUAGUCCGCGAGCCUUUCAAAAAUUUUACAUCACUCACGUAAAUAUAGGAAUGCAUAUAUAUAUAUAUAUAUACAUAUUAGCAUGUAUAGGCGGAUCGUAGGUGGGCGUGUCUGCGUUAACGCGAACAUAAUCGUGCGUUUGUUAAUAGAUUAGUUUAACGUGGUACUUAUCAUUAAUCAUCCUCACCUAUCUCAUUAUCGUUAUCAUCGAAUCAUCUCUGUAUCGUUAUCAUCGCCCUCCUUACAUAUCGUUUCCCGGAUCAUCGUUACUUUUAUUAUUAUUAUUAUUAUUAUUAGUACUAUUAUUAUUAUUAUUAUUAUUAUCCUCAUCGUCGUCAUUAUUCAUCAUGAUCGUUACGUAUUCGUUAAGAUUAUCGAUUUAGUUAUUUCAAUUUAAAAAAAGAAAAGAAAAAAAAAAACACGAAAGACGAUCAAUUUCUUAAGUAUACGUACGUUCAUUUUUUUCUUCUUUUUUUUUUUUUUUCUUUUUUUAUACAUUCUAACAUGUUUUCUUUUUAUACGUAUAUAUAUAUAUAUAUAUUUUUUUUUUUUUUAAAUAACGCGAGGCCCACGAGACAAACCCAAGUGCAAUCUUUUAUUUCUUGUUACUUUUGUCGUAGAUUACUUUCCCGUUUCUUAUCCCGACUCCGGCCCCGUGAACACCUCCCAUUCGUUGUUAGUUUCUUCUACGAAUCUAAGCUUUUCUUACGUAGCUCUAUCGAGUUUCUUCUCUCCUCUCGCGCCUCUCCUCCCUUCCCCUCCUCUUCUUUUCGUUCAAAGUACUUAUAGUUCUCUCGCGAAGACAGACAGAGGAAACGGUCAGAGUAAUACGUUCAUACCUAGCAAAAGGGGAAACCUUCAAAUACCACCGAUUUUAUUUCAAGCUUCGUUAUCGAUCGUUCUUAUUUUUCUUUCUUCUUUUUUUUUUUCUUUCGAUCGCUUCUCAAUCUUCCGCCCAAUCCGUUUCUUUUUCUUUUUUUUCCACGAAUUCCUCGGCGCGCGUCGAUCAAAGUCGAAGAGAAAAAAAAAAAGAAAAGAAAAAGAAAAAGAAAAAGGAAAGUAAUCGUUCGAUCGAUCAUUCUCUCCAGUCGUUUCGGUCAUUCCAUGAUCAUUCCGUAUUUGUUUCUAAAAAAAAAAAAAUCUUUUUCUACCCAGCCUGCGUCUCAACGGGGCACAGACGAUCCGCUGGAAGAACGAUGGAUGCUCGAACGAUCUUUCGAUUCUUUUCGCGAAUGCGCGAUAUAUUUCUCGCAUGCCCGAUUCUCAUCGGAGAAGGAUGAACGAAACAACGCGUGAAAAAACGUGGUCGAUGCCGUGCGCGCCAUUUCUUUUUUUUUUUCUCGAAAAUCUCGAUAACUUUCCCUUAUUUUCUCUUUCGUUGGACCGAUAAUGUAAUUAGCGUUAGUGUUUACCAUCGGCAAACAGGGCAUUCACAUCGUAUAUCGAAUCGAGAAGUUGAACACGAGUGACGAGGAGUUUAACGAGUGAGUCGCGUCUAGAGGCGAAGAUUAAACACAUUCCGCGGAAGAUCUUCGUUCCGCAGCUCUUCUCUUUUAUAUUAUAACAAUAAUAAUAAUAAUAAUAAUAAUAAUAAUAAUUAUAAUUAUAAUAAUAUGUCCGAUAUGCGGACGUUCGCGCGUCUCUUCGCGCUGCUUUGCCACGUCGAAGGCGCGAGACCAUCGUUUAAAUAACUUGUAUAAUCUAAUUUGGGCAUAAAAUGGCGCGAACACCGGCACGCGGUGUUUGCCCGUGCGUCGAAUAGAGAUCAACCUUGUACAUAUAGACCGCGACAUAUAGACAUUAUGCAUCACUUUCUGUAAAACUGACACGUAUACACGUACACAUCAAAUCACCACACAAAUGCUGCGAUUACGACACGAUUACUAACCUUACCGGUACAACACUGUUUUUUUCCUUCAUCGAGUUUUCAACGAUUACGGUGAUAUUUUCUUUAGGGAAAAAAAAAAAAAAAAAUUCAUCGAAUCGCGAAACAAGAUCUUUUCAGCCAUAUUCUUUUUCGUCGAAAAGUUUGCUCGAUACUCGUUCGAUGCGAUAGAUCGAACGAAUGUCGAAUAACGUUUGACGAGAACGCCCUCUUUCUUCUUUUAGAUAGAAACUCGGGCAAAGAAAGAUCGAAGAAGAAGAAAAAAAAAAAAAGAUAAAUAUAAUUGCAACGGUCCCCUGGUCCCUAAGCACUCGUUGAACACUCGUCUAAUCGCAACAGAGCCAGUCUUAAAUGUCUUGUAAAGUAACGGAAAAAAAAAGAAAAAAAAGCGGAGCAAAAUCGUGGACGCUUUCGCGCAGGCGUAUUUCGGCGUGGCGUAUCUAUCGUUUAAUCUCGCCUGCCGAAAGCUUAUAUUUCUUAGGUAGCCCUUGUGUAUAGAUGACGCUAAGUUUCCAGUGUAUCGAUAUGUACGGUGUAUUUCCGACGCGCAAGUUCGAUCGGUUCGAUCGAUCGACCAUCGACAUUACCCCCCCCCCCCCCCGCAGAACGUAGCCGAUAUUAUGUUUUCAUUUAUAUAUACAUAUAUAUAUAUAUAUCUAUCUUUCUCUCUCUCCUUUCUCUCACCUCGCCCCUUUAUAUCGUAAUCGCUCGUAUCAAGUACAAUGCAAAGUGUAACAGAUACACAUUCACGGAUAAACUUUUUUGCACGCAGUAAGAAUACAUAUAUAUAUAUAUAUAUAAAAAAAAAAAAAAUGAAAUGAUCUUCUUCGUACCUUCUCGCAGUCGGAUCCGAGUCUGAUCGCGAAUCUUCUUAUACAUUCUACUCUUGUAUCCCUGCCCUUGUCCGUUAGCCCUACCUCUCUCCUUAUUUUUCAACUCCUGUUUCGUUGAGCGGCAUAUCUCGUAGAGUUUAAGAGAUCUUUGUACGGGCCGAGGUGUGCCUAUGGUCCGGUAUUACCCGCGAUUCUCCGCGAUUCUCUGCGGUUUUGAUCGUUCGAGAAAAAAACUCGAGGCGAGUCUCGAAGAAGCGGGCGAUCGAUGCAUUCCCGCGAGUAGCUAGGCGCUACGGUUAGGUAUACGUCGUCGAAAUCUGGACCCCAGGUUGUCCUCGCCUCUUAUAGACGUAACACUUUCGCGUAAGCUCGUAACCAGAAAGAUCAUACAUAAAGAAAUUGACGGUACACGCAUACGAAUACACACGUAUACACGGAGGAAAAGGUAUACACAAAGUACAUUGAAGUUACGAGAAACGUCUGGCAACACACACGACACACACGAUGCAGUUACGCGUGAAAUAAAACGGAUAUACAUGUAUACACGGGCACGUAAUGUGCAGAAAACACUUACAUUCAUACACAUAAACACGGAGACAAGUACCCACACAGACGUGCGCGCGCAUAUACGUUUCGUAACGAAGUAUACAGUCUUAGCGCAGUGUUUCAUAUAGUUAGGUAGGAAACGUCGAGAGAAUAUUUUUUAUAUUCCACAUGGAUUUUACAGUUAUAUAUUAUCGUUUCGUAUCGAAAGGGAGGAGUUUAAAAAAGACGCGUCCAAAGCGUUACAUAGAUUAUAUAUUAUAAAUACGAGACCUCUCGAUAUACGUGUCGCCAUUUAUUGUUUACACCGCGAUGAUUAUAUAUCGAUUAUCGGUCAUUCUUAUAGGCGGUAGGCGCUGUCGUUUAUAUAUAUAUACAUAUAUAUAUACAUAUAUAUACACACAUAUAAAUAUAUCUAUAUAUAUAUUUAUAUAUAUAUAUAUAUAUAUAUAGAUUAAUAUUAAAGCGGCGCGCAGAGGUCACGCGCGCGUUUACGCGGCGUGUAUAUGCGCCGUUAAUUAAUCUCGUUGACGAUUAUUAAUAAUCGCGAGUCCGCUAGGAGCAAUCGAGCAAACGGCGUCGCGUUCGAUCGUAACUCUGGGGAGGGAGGAGGGCCCUUUGAGUUCGUCCACGGUAACCCUACGUCCACGUGCGAGCGAAACCACCGGCCCUUCAUUCGCUAUACUAGGCAGCCAUUCUCUAUUUCACUUUUAAAGGUCGAUCGCUCGCGCGAUUUUUCUUUCGUUUCGAACACUUUUCCUUUUCACCCGUUUCGCGAUGCAGGAGAGCUCGUUGGAGGAAUGUAAGCGGGAUCGAUUCAUUCAGACGAUACACACAACAUAACCUGUAUCUUUCACGAUACACACGAUACACGUAUACAUAAACGAAUACAUACACAUGCUCGCGACAAAUACACACGGUACACGGUUUAUUAUUUGUAAAAGAUUCGCGAAACAAUACGUAUAUAUUUACGAAACACAUACUUGUACCACAAUUGUAAUACAUCGAUAGACCAAUCUUUCGAGAAGUAAGACGCAGUUACGAAUGCGCUUGACCAAUGUAUCGCGUGCGAGAUAUAUCGAUAUGCUUCGAUCGAACGAUGAGAACAGUCGAACGCGAAUUGUAUAGAAAGUUGACGUACGUAAUCGUGGCGCGAUUAGGAUCGUCGUCGGGAGAGAUUAAAGUCGUGUUUUCUUUCUUUUUUUUUUUUCUUUUUUAAAUUGAAUUUCAAAAUCGUAUAAUUUUUUUUUUUUUUUUAUUGAUCGAUCGAUUCACGGUAUUAUGUAUACGGGGAAGAGAGGAUAUUCUGAAGUCGAUGGUCCGCGAUCGUCGAUUCGUUCGAGGUAUAAAAAAAAAAAAAAAAAAAAAAAAAAAACGAUCGUAUUCACCAGCGAUGACUGCGUGCACCAAUCGUCGGCAAAUUUAUUCGAUAAUUGUUAAAUUAUAAUCCGUGGAUCCGUCAGCCAAUUGAAAUUUAUCGGCGAUCGCUCGCCAUAUUUCGAUUUUUUAUUAAACCGAUAACAAAGAACCAACCGUCUGCCGCGAGUGAUCGCCGAUAAAGAGAAUUUUACGGUAUUCGGGGGAGGCAAACAUUGAUGCAUGAGUCCUCGAUGGUCUAACGGAAGCGGCUGUAAAUGCGGUUUGAACGGUUGAGAUCGAAGCUUGAUCGAGAGAGAGAGAGAGAAAAAAAAAAGACAUACUUUGGGCAUUCUUUUGAAUCGCGUUCGAAUGCGAAUUGCGAAUGAAUGAGAGUGGCGAGUGACGAACAGAUCGCAAGUACGUGGUUCGCAACUUUGAAACAUGUGAUACGUCAGUCGGCAGAAUUGACUUCCGGUUAUCGGGAACGAUCGGGAGAAGGGAGAAGGGAUGAUUGCGAAUGGAAAAAGAGGAAACGUAAGCAGGAAACGGAACAACGUAAGCAUACAUACUGGCAGUGGAUUCGCUGGCUGACGCAUUUUUUAAAGAUUCUUUGAAGUAGGAACGCUCUUUUGUUGAAAGGUUGAUUGUUAUCAAAAUGGUUGUGAGGUUAUAAUGUUUGAAAUGUGUUAAUGAUGCGACGCGAAAGUUCGAUCGACCGAUCGACACGACUUCCGGAAACGAAAUCGAUUUGUUCGAUUAAUCGAUUAUCGAUCGAAAGAAAUUUUUUUUCUUUUUUUCCCCCCUCCACGUUUCGAGAAGCCGUGUCGAUCGUCUCGCCGAAUAGCAGACGAGGAGACGAGUAAGGAAAACGUGCGUUCGCGUUCCAAAUUUUUUUUUUUCUUCUUUUUUCAUUCGAUUUCGCGAACAUUUCUUUUAAUCGAAGUUACAUUUUUUUCAACAUUACGUAUUAUAUAUUUGCUAUUUAUGAACAGAAUAUACGAAUAUACGGUCGAUCGGCCGUAGCAUUUAUUUCUCUUUACGUUUAAAUUGAAUUCGAUUGGCGGGAGCGCACGUGUUCCCCCAAUAUUGUGAAAUUCGUCUCCGAGGAAGCGUGCAACUGGCAUUACCCCGCAUAAAGUCUGGUUCGAAUUGUGUGUUCAAUUUACGACAAAUCGAUGAUGUUUUCCCGCGCUGUUUUCCCUUUCGAUUCGAAUAGGUUUAAAGUAAAAAAAAGUGGAAGAUCUCGUGCAUUAAGAGGGAGUUAAGUAACGACAGGUAAGACAUCCUCGAAUUGUUGUACGGAAGAUGAUCAACCAGGCCGAUGUUGAAAAAUGUGCGACUGAUAUAAACCAGUAUUCGUGCGAGAAAUAAUAAAUUGUAAAAUAAAAUUCGCGUAACCUAGCCUUAAUGAGAAAGAUUAAAAAUUAGGUGUAAUAGAGGCGGUGCCGCGAAUAAUGGCGGCCUCGCGUCGAAAUUAUCUCGAUUGGCUGUAAAAUAUUAUCGUGGGAGAUGGGAGCGACGGAUUCGACGUUUGGAGACAAACGAAAUUUCUCGAAUUUUCUCUUCGAGAAGAAAAGAUAAAUCGAUAACCGAAAGAAAGAAACGAAAACGUCGCUCGAACGUCGUUCCCCUUCGCACGGUGAUGUAUCUAGUGAGAGUAAUGUUACUAGGUAACUUAAGCGUAUUUUAAAAAAGAAAAAAAAGAAAAAAAGAGAAAAAAGUAUAACGAAAUGCCAGUUGUAGUAAAAAAAGUUUUUCUUUUCGAGAAAAGGAAAGAGAAAAAAGAGAAAAAAAAGACACAAAAAAAAAAGAAAGAAAGAAGAAGAAGAAAAAAAAAAAAGAAACACACGCCGGAAAAAAAGUACGUGGGAAGGCAUGUUCGAUAAAAGGGAGAACAUGUCUCGAGCGACGCGUCCAUUCAUUGCCGGGAAACGAAACUGUGCAACGAAUUGGCAACACGAGUAGUAGAAGAAAUAGAAAAUUGAUGGAACAGAAAGAUAUGAAAUUUUCGUUUAUUCGGUACGUUCGGCGAAAGGAAAGUUUCCCGCAAAACGGCAAAGAGAUCGUAUUUGGUCGCGCGAUGUCGUGGUACGAUCGGUUUUUCGUUUUUCUUUCUUUUUGAUUAUUUCGGACCGCCCGAAGGGAACGAUCACAAGGGAUGUUCCGCGAAACAUGAAAAUAGAGUGAACUGCUAAGGUGAUAGAAGGGUAAUAAAGGGUGUAUACAAUAUAAUAAACGGAAGCGAAAGAAAGAAAGGAUAAUGGCAGAGAAAAAAAAGAUGUUAAUAAAUAUACAUAUAUGUAUGUAUGGGCAACGGAACAUUGUCACAUGUGUAUACGCGAAUUUACAAAUUUUUUCAAGAAACGACAGCUUUACCGAUAGAUUAAACAAUAGAUUUUUCGCAACUUGGGCACACGUAAAGAAAACAAACACCUCAAACAACAUGACACACGAUUAACACAUUACAUACAAUACGCAUUACAUGUAAAGCGAUCCAUGCGAAACAAAAAAAAAAAAAAAAAAAAA
Molecule: messenger RNA, 25997 nt
Organism: Apis mellifera (honey bee)
Lineage: Eukaryota; Metazoa; Arthropoda; Insecta; Hymenoptera; Apidae
Gene: Eip93F
Product: transcription factor mblk-1-like
Exons: 9
Coding region: 257-4996 (1579 amino acids)
Biological process (GO): regulation of transcription by RNA polymerase II
Cellular component (GO): nucleus
Molecular function (GO): DNA binding
Source: RefSeq, a predicted model, not a curated record